Molecule: messenger RNA, 5975 nt
Organism: Grus americana (Whooping crane)
Lineage: Eukaryota; Metazoa; Chordata; Aves; Gruiformes; Gruidae
Gene: MPZL1
Product: myelin protein zero like 1
Exons: 6
Coding region: 136-942 (268 amino acids)
Cellular component (GO): membrane; cell surface; focal adhesion
Source: RefSeq, a predicted model, not a curated record
GCGGGGAGGUGGCGGUAGGAAGAUGGCAGCGGUUGGAGGCACUGCGGGGCGUUUGGUGGCUGCCGCUCCCGCGCGGCUUCCCUGCUCGGCGUGGCUGCUGGCCGCCGCCGCCGUGCUGGCCGCCGGCAAUGUGAUAUGAACAGUUACCACUUCAACUUCCUGAUUCUUGAAACAGCACUGAUGCCGCUUGUUCUCCUUCUUUCUUCUCUUUACCUUUCCCAUACAGUCAAAGUAUCAGCAGUAGAGGUCAACACACCAGAGGAGAUAUUUGUGGAGAACGGGACAGACGCAAAGCUUCCAUGCACAUUUACAUCUGUGGAAGUGAUCAGCAGCGCAGCAUCUGUUUCUUGGAGUUUUCAACCAGAGGGAGCCGCAACUCGGAUCUCAUUUUUCUAUUACUUUAAUGGAAAGCCAUACCCUGGAAAGGACAUACCAUUUAAAGACAGGAUCACUUGGGCUGGAGAUCUUAACAAGAAAGAUGCUUCUAUCAGUAUAUCGAACAUGCAGUUCCGGGACAACGGCACUUAUAUUUGCGAUGUCAAGAACCCACCUGAUAUCGUUGUCAAACCAGGAGAAAUCAGAGUUAGAGUUGUGGAGAAAGACAGCCUGCCUGCGUUCCCCAUUGCCAUGGUGGCAGGGAUAGUCAUCGGUACGGUUACAGGUCUCUCACCGCUCAUCUCUAUUGUCGUGUGUCUUGUCAUCAGAAAGAACAACUCUAAAAAACGAUACUCUGGCUGCAGUACAUCUGAGAGCUUGAUGUCACCGGUUAAGCAGGCUCCGCAGAAGUCGCCCUCCGACACAGAGGGUCUGGUAAACAGCGUGCCCGCCAGAUCGCACCAGGGCCCAGUCAUUUACGCGCAGUUAGAUCACUCUGGAGGACAGCACAGCGACAAGAUUAACAAGUCAGAGUCUGUGGUCUAUGCUGAUAUUCGGAAGAACUGAAAUGAGAUCCUAAGCUAUCCAAAGGAAAACACGCAUUCAGACUGGAAUUGCUUGAACAAGAUUUGUCCCAGAGAACUCACAUGUGGCCUUUGAUGCCUAGGCUAGGACCAAUGCAUGUGCAUACAGAGGGAAAGAUAUAUAUGUAUUGUGUGUAAAUAGUCUAUUUAAUCGUACAGAAGUGAGACCAAUGUUGCAUGUUGAAAUGCGGUAAGAACUUUGCUUAUAAAUUGCCAAUAUUCUUUUUUGUAUCUUGUGUGACGAGAGAGAAAGUGAAAACUCGCAUCACAAUUUUAAAAUAUUUUUAUCUUAAUGAUUAAUGGAGAAACUGGAAGAUGCCUCAAAAUUCUAGAUUGACCUGGAAAUUCUUUUUUUUCUUAUAGGGCCUAACUUCUUUUGUUGUUCUUUAUGUAUACAGGGUAUUCAUCUUUCCUUGGUCAGAUUCUCAGUACAAGCUGCCUUCUCAUAUAAACUAGACACUCUCACUUGGUCUUGUUAGCCAAAUUGUGACUCCUAGCUAUCAGAAACGUAUGUCUUAGCAGUGUAAGUGAAGGAAAUGUUUAGGCCUACCUGACCUGUGUAACACAGGUCACAGAACUGUUUACUUCUGUAUUGAGCCUAUCUAUUCAAGCUUAGUCCUUUAAGGUACAGGGAUAGUGUUGAUCUAAUCUAAUGAAUUUUGUGAAAUGGUAGUUUACCUGUGAAAACUUAGGAGCUAGUGAGCUAAAGGGAUAGGAAGCUAUAGCUGUGGGUGGUUGCCUCAGACUCUGUUGAACCUUUCAAUGAAAUGUUUCUUCCUCGAAGCUCUGUCACUUCAUAUAAGCAUGAAAAAGGGCUCCAAGGGACCUGGAAGCUGUAGUAUUCCCUCGCGUCUCUCCCAUGGCUCCACUAUGCCACUGUCACUUCCUUAGAGACGCUUUAUCUGUUCUUACAAGCCUGUAGUGGAGACUGAACGACCUCUGGAGGAAAUCUAGGGCUUCACUCUUUGGGUUUUUUUGAUGUGUGUUUUUUUCAUGUAACCUAUAUUUGCACAGAGGAUGUGGAGGGCAGUUUAUUUCCUUCCUCUCUGCAAGUGUACUACUUGAAAAUGAUUUCCUAGGUUCUUGUUUCUAGAUUAAACUCCUCAUAGAUUGUUAACGAUCUCUGAUCAUCCUCUUCAGUCAAAGAGGAUCUUUCUUUAGCUGACCCAUUUGUAUCCUGAAAUCUGGUGCUCAAAACUAGAAGUGGCAUUCCAGCUGAGGUCUUCUCAGAGUAGCAUACAGUAGAAGGAUUUCUGUUUUGUACAUCCUAAUGUGGCGUUGGCUUUUUUGUAGCAGCAAAUAAUUUUCAGUUUGGUCUGCUAGAACCCCUUCUCUCUGAUUCUUACCCAUUUUCUAGUUCUGUCACAGAAUCAGUCACAGAAUGGUUGAGGUUGGAACGGACCUCUGGAGAUCAUCUAGUCCAAACUCUCCAUCCUCAAACAGGGUCAGCUGGAGCAGGUUGCCCAGCACUGUGCCCAGUUGGGUUUUGAGUAUCUCCACAGAUGGAAACUCUAACAUCAUCUCUGGGCAACCUGUUCCACUGUUUGAUCACUCUGAAGUGCUUCCUUAUAUUCAGGUGGAAUUUCCUUUUUUCAAACUUCUGUCUGUUGCCUCUUGUCCUGCCAGUGAGCACUACUGAGAAGAGUUGUGCUCUUCAUUCCGUCCCAUCGAGUACACACAUUGGUGAGAUCCCCACCCCCCAAGCCUUCUCUUCAUCAGGCUGAACAGUCCCAGCUCUCUCAGCUUUACAGACUCACAGACUGGUAGGGGUUGGAAGGGACCUCUGGAGAUCAUCCAGUCCAACCCCCCUGCUAGAGCAGGAUCACCUAGAGCAGGUUGCACAGGAUGGCGUCCAGGCGGGUUUUGAAUAUCUCCAGAGAAGGAGACUCCACAACCUCUCUGGGCAGCCUGUCCCAGUGCUCGGUCACCCUCAGAGGGAAGAAGUUUUUCCUCAUAAUCAGGUGGAACUUCCUGUGUUCCAGUUUGUGCCCAGUGCCCCUUGUCCUCACUGGGCACCACUGAAGAGUCUGGCCCUAUCCUCUAGAUAUCCGCCCUUUAGAUAUUUAUAAGCAUCGAUAAGAUCCCCUCUCAGUCUUCUCCAGGCUGAACAGACCCAGCUCUCUCAGCCUUUCCUCAUAAGAGAGAUGCUCAAGUCCCUUAAUCAUUUUUGUAGCCCUCCGCUGGACACUCUCCAGUAGCUGCCUGUCUUUCUUAUAUGAAAGAUGCCCCGGUUCCUUUAUCAUCUUUGCAGCCCUGCUCUGGACUUAUUCCAGUAAGUCCAUAUCUCUCUCGUACUGGAGAGGCCAGAACUGGACACACCACUCCAGGUGUGGCCUCACCAGUGCCGAGUAGAGGGGAAGGAUCAACUCCCUCGACCUACUGGCAAUGCUUUGCAGCCCAGUAUAUCAUUUGCCCCCUUUACAGCAGGGGCAUGUUGCUGGCUCAUGUUCAACGUGGUGUCCACCAGGACCCCCCCCAGGGCCUUUUCUGCCAAGCUGCUUUCCAGCCAGGCAGCCCCCAGCAUGUGCUGGUGCAUGGGCUUGUUCCUCCCCAGGUGCAGGACUUGCACUUCUCCUUCUUGAACUCCAUGAAAUUCAUCUUAGCCCAAUUCUCCAGCCUGUCCAGGUCCCUCUGAAUGGCAGCACAACCAUCUGGUGUGCCAGGAACUCCUCCUGGCUUUGUAUUGUCUGCAAAUUUCUCUCUACUGAAAUUAUGUUAUGGCUUUUUCAGACUUCAGUUUGUCAGUUGAAAACUUGGUUUGAAUUCUCAUCCUGUCCUCCAGUGAGCUUGCAACACUCUCAGCUUGAUAUUUGCAAAGCUUACAUUCCACUGUAGUAUCAAGUAAAUGAAAAAUAGUUUUAGGCCCAUGGCAGACCCUUUCAGAACCACAUUAGGUAAUCCUUUAAUCAUAACAGUGCAGCUUUAAUAACUAUUUUGUGUACAGGGGUUUUUCCUCCAACAAAGCUGGGUAUGCCAACACUAUCUUCUUUCAUCAGGAUCGGACUUCACUGGUUUCCUGACAACACCUGCCUUUGUUAGAAGCCUCCUUAAGAUCAGGAUUGAAUCCUCCUGCUGCUGCUUUCCUUAUCUACCAGGCUGUUACUUCCCAACACUUGUUUUCCACUUAGUAAGAAGUGAAUGCUUUUGACAUGUUUGAUGGAGAAACGUGAUUUUGAUCUGCUUGUGUUCAUCCCUGUGUGUCACCAUCUUUCUCCCCAGACAUUUUAGAGUAAGAGGGAGAUCUCUGAUGAAUGUAGCGAUCAAAAACUUGCUGCUAUGAGAAGAUAGGGCUGUCCUUGGCUCUGAAGUCUGCUACUAAUGUUUGUUUCUUUUCCUGCUGGAAUAUACUGGAGAAUCUGAGCACAAUCCUGAUCUGGUGCUGACUUUAAAAAACAUGCUGAUCUGGUUAGUGCUGACUUUAGGAAACAGGCUAAUCUGGUGCUAACUUUAGGAGACGUGCUGAUCUGGUUGGUGCUAACUAACUUUAGGAAACAUCUCCUUCCAUUGCUUUUGUUUAGCUACAGGUAUGUUCAUGUUGCCUAUACUGAGGAGGCUCGUGGCAAGGCUGCUUGGAUCCUCUUUGUGAAGGCAGAAUGUACUUGGAAGUAUUUUUAAAAAAUGCUGAUCCUUUUAGAAAGAAAUGAAAGUCCCUUCCCCCAGGAAGAGCAGAAAUCAGUCUGAAUCCCCCUCUACAGUGUGGAUGCUGUUGAAUUUGUAAUUGUCUUUUUUUUUUUGUUAUUUGUUUUUUGGGUCAUGAAAACAAUGUGGUUGUUAAAUAACUUAUUCAGGCUGAAGUCAAAAGAACUUGAGGCAAUGCGAGCCAACACUUGGGAACUCAGGUUAUCUUAGCUUGUUUAAUCAGAUAGGGUAACCAAGAGACUGAUGCUAAGUUGGCUUAUUUAGUAACGUCUCAGGAGACAGGGGACUUCUGCUCCUUUGAUGGGUAGCAAGCAGAGAUUAAAGUCAGACAAGGCCAUCGUAUCCUCAUGUUAUGGUGACGAGAAGUUGAACUCUGCUUUACUGCUAUUCUCUUAAUUCUCUGAUGCUGUUCUUUGAAUGAUGUGUCAUUUUAUAACCAGAGACCCGUAGGGUUUUGUUUUCUCUCAAAGCUUUAGUGAUAUUUCAAUUCGUGACUAGAAGAGCUGGAAUUAGGUUUUUAACAUUUUUUUUUAAACCUGUGAGAGCUGUUUAGAUAACCAUCUGUUUUGUAACUGCAGUAAAUGUGCAUAUGCAGCUUCGAAGCUGCAUUGCCUUAGAGUGGAUUCAUUGAGGUCAAGCGUGGGCUGUUUGAUUUAUAACCAAAACACCUUCACUCCGUAUUGCAAUCUUGUCUUGGAAUUUUACAUUAUUAAUGUAUCUACCUAGGACCUCAAAUACAUACAUACAAAUACAAAAUGUUCUUACUGUAUAAUUAGUGAUGGAAUUGCUCUCUCUUUAAAACCAUCAAAGUUGAGAAGGUGGGUAAGACUUCUUAGGCUGUGGCCACACCCCUGUGGUGCUAGUCUUUAUGUAACAUUUUUAUAUGGGAGACUACAAAAUCAUAUUAACUAUACUCAGCAAUUAUACUCUUCUGGAGGCUUCUCUUUCCCUUCUCUUCACUGCCCUAAAACUAAUAAGCCCUUUCAUUUAAAGGUAUUUUUGCACUCUAAAAUGUAAGUCCGAUGCCUUUGGAGAUCAGCGUGCUGUGCAAUCUUUUCUGUCUCCCUGCAACGCCAGCUGGUUCUAUGCUGUAAAUGUAAUUGGAAACAUAGACCUGGGUACUUUUCUUUUCUAAACCUCUGUCUUGGAGGUAUGCAAGAGAACACACACCUGUAAGACAGGUGUAUAAUCUGUGUGAGGGAGCUAGAUAUGCAUUGCACGGCCUGAUUACAUGAAGAGCCAGUGUACCAACUGCUAGUGCUUUUGCUUUUACAGACUCAUCUGGAAACAGUUAUCUUGGAUAUUUUUUCUUGAAUGGACUUUCAUGUUUUCUAUUGUAAUCUUGUGAAUAUUUUAAUACACUUUUUUUUUUCCCCA